AUGCAGCGCAAGAUCAAGGAGAUCCAGAGCGAUGCCGCCCUCGACGACCGCGAGAAGGCGCGCCGCAUCCAGGAGCUCCACGGGUGGCACGCGGGGGCGGACAGCGACAGCGACGGUGAGGACGACGAGGAGACCCGGCAGGCCAAGGAGAUGCUCGGCUGCCCGGUGUGCUUCGAGUUCUGCGAGCGCCCCGUGACGGCUCGGUGCGGCCACUCGUGCUGCCUGGCGUGCUUCAAGCAGCUCCUGCGGCACAAGACCGGCCAGCUCAAGUGCCCGAAAUGCAAAAACGUCAUCAGCGACGACCUCGCGCACAACCCCCGCAUCAACGUCGCGCUCAUCGCGGCGAUCAAGGAGUUCAAGCGCAACAGGAACAGACCCCUCACUGCCUGCGGGCCCCGACCCUCCCUCUCCGGCCGCGACCGCCGCAUCUCCAUGCUCGACCGCCCGGACCAGGCGUUCCGGUCGGAGCGCGCGGUGCGCAGCGGGCUGGCGAACGCGGCGUCGGGCAAGAUGCUGGUGUCCGCGGAGAAGAACCACCUCGGUCCGAUCGGGCCCGAGUAUGACAUAUCGGACGAGGCGGUGAAGAGGGGGUGUUACGUCGGGCGGGAGUUCACGGACCGCAUGAACUGCCGGCAGUGGGGCGCGCACCUCCCGCACGUCUCGGGCAUCGCCGGCGGCGCGACGGGCGCGCCGUCGGUCGUGGCGUCCGCGGGCUACGACGACGACGUCGACAUGGGGGAGUGGAUGCUUUAUACCGGGUCGGGCGGACGCGACCUCACGGGGAACAAGCGCACGAACAACUACCAGGAGUUCGACCAGGAGUGGGUCCGCGGCAACGAGGCCCUGCGCGGGUCGUGCAAGCUCGGGCUGCCCGUGCGCGUCGUCCGGUCGUGCAAGAUGCGUCACUCCAACUACGCGCCCGACCCGACGCGCGCCGCCAAGAAGGUCGCGUCCCUCCCGGGCGGCAAGGGCACGCGGCUGGUCGACAACGACCUGCUCUGCCGCUACGACGGCGUGUACCGCGUCAUCAAGUGCUGGCGGCGCCCCACCAGCGCCACGUGGGGCAAGCGCGUCGCCAACAAGGACACGGGCGCCGAGGAGCUCGUGCUCGAGCCCAAGGGCGUGAAGCCGCCGCUCAUGUGCCGCUACCUCCUCGUGCGGUGCGACAACGAGGGCGCGCCGUGGACGACGCAGGAGGGCCCGAACCUCCCGCUCGCGCAGUGGCCCAAGGCCGCGCGCGCCGAGAUGGACCGCAUCAUGGCGAAGGAGCUGGCGGAGGCGUGCGACGUCGAGUCGCUGGACCCGAAGGAGGAGCACUGGGGGUUCGAGGACGGCAAGUGGGGCUGGGUGCGCACGCCGCCGGCGGCGCCGGUGAAGAAGGCGCGGAAGACUGGGGCGCCGCGGCCGCGCGGGCCGGUGUCGAUGGCGCGGCGGCACAUCUCGGACCCGUCGCUGGCGUGCGGGCUGUGCGACGACGUGCUGCAGGAGCCCGUGCAGGCGGACUGCGGGCACAACUUCUGCAAGUCGUGCAUGGAGGGGCACUGGCCGAACUUCCAGAGCACGAAGGCGGCGAAGACGGACACGUACAAGAUGCGCUCGCGGAAGAACGUGGCGACGUGCCCCGUGCGCGGGUGCGAGAAGGACAUCACCGCCACGAUCACGCGGCCCGUCAUCAACCGGGACCUCGAGCAAGUGAUCGACAAGAUCCGCGCGAAGAUCGACGAGCAGGCGGCGCGGCGGCAGCAGGCGGCGGCGCAGAACGUGCUGGAUGCCGAGGGCGGCGACGGCGGGCGGCAGGACUCGGACAAGGAGAACGCGGCGCUCCGCGGCGGCGACGGGGGCGCGUCCGCGCCGUCGAGCCCGAAGGCCGCGAGGUCUCCGUCGCGCGGGCGGUCGGUGCCGCUGAGCCCCACCACGCAGGCGGCGGCCGCCGGGGCUGCGGCGGGCAGCGUGCCGCGCGCCGCGUCAACGCCGCGGCAGGCCACGCCCGCGACGCGCACGACGCCCGCGCGCGCCGCCGCGCCUACCCCGAAGUUCCCCAAGCCGGUGGCGUCCCCGGCUUCCGAGGCCCCCGCGGCCUCGCGGGGCGCGAAGCGCGCGCUCGACACGGCGAGCCCCGCGGCGGUCAGCCCGCCCGGGAAGCGGCAGCGGCGCUGA
Molecule: messenger RNA, 2157 nt
Organism: Pedinophyceae sp. YPF-701
Lineage: Eukaryota; Viridiplantae; Chlorophyta; Pedinophyceae
Source: the annotation of a GenBank genome assembly